CAGAUAGGCGUACAGAGGAUAGUAACGAUCUUUCAUUCGAACCCAACGGAUCAAACGACGACGAUGACAACGAACCGAUCGACCAGACUUCUGGUCUUACUUGUGCUUACAGCCCUAGUGGCAAACCACCAGGCAAGAGGAGCCGCCGCCGUCCUCAAGUGCGGUGGCAAGUCGGCUGUCUGCGUGGGACCUCUCACCUACCAGAUCUGCGUGGACGAUCUGACCACGGGCGCCGUCAUUGCCUGCCAGACGAGCACCCGUUGCGUCACCGAUGGCAUCGAGAUUUGCGAGCCCAUCAAGUCGGACGCAGAGGCACCCACGGCGGCUGUUGCGAAGAUGGUGACGAUCACCGACAGUCCGGCCGCCGUGAGUGAAUCUGCCCCGCUUGUCGUUGCCUCCAACGCCACCCCCGAAGUGAUCUCCACUGAGGGUCCAGGAUCAUCUGCUCCAGCUGAGACGACCACAGCCCCAGUUGAGACGACCACAGCUCCAGUUGAGACGACCACAGCCCCAGCUGAGACGACCACGGCUCCAGCUGAGACAACCACAGCUCCUGCUGAGACAACCAUCAUCACGGAAACAACCACAGAAACGGCAUGGUCCGAGCUGCCCCUAGACCCGGAGUCCACCAUAUCAGUCAUUCCCGAGGACACUACCACCGAUGCUUCCUGGGAUCCCAACGCGCCUGUUGAGACAACUCUGUCUCCCGGCUCUGAUGGAAGCAACACAACAAUCGAUCCUAAUGCACCAUUGGACCCCAAUGCGCCCGAAGGAUCUACUGUUGAUCCUAACGCACCCAUCGAUCCCAAUGCUCCUCUGGACCCCAACGCACCAGAAGGGACAACCGCUGCUCCUGGAGAGGUAAACCCCAACGAUCCCGCUGGUUCGACUCCUGCUCCAGGAGUACCUGCUGAUCCCAACGCACCGCUGGAUCCCAAUGCUCCUCUGGACCCCACCGCACCAGAAGGAACAACCGCGGCUCCUGGAGAAAUAAACCCCAACGAUCCCGCUGGUUCCACUCCUGCUCCUGGAGCCCCUGCUGAUCCCAACGCACCGCUGGAUCCCAAUGCUCCCCUGGACCCCAACGCACCAGAAGGAACAACCGCUGCUCCUGGAGAGGUAAACCCCAACGAUCCCGCUGCUUCGACUGCCGCUCCUGGAUCUCCUGCUGACCCCAACGCACCCCUGGAUCCCAAUGCUCCUCUAGACCCUAACGCACCAGAAGGAUCAACCGCUGCUCCUGGCGAGGUAAACCCCAACGAUCCCGCUGCUUCGACAGCCGCUCCUGGAACUCCAGCGGAUCCCAACGCUCCCGCUGGUUCGACAGCCGCUCCUGGAGCUCCUGCCGAUCCCAACGCACCGCUGGAUCCCAAUGCUCCUCUGGACCCCAAUGCACCAGAAGGAACAACCGCUGCUCCUGGAGAAGUAAACCCCAACGAUCCCGCUGGUUCAACUCCUGCUCCUGGAGCCCCUGCUGAUCCCAACGCACCGCUGGAUCCCAAUGCUCCCCUGGACCCCAACGCACCAGAAGGAACAACCGCUGCUCCUGGAGAGGUAAACCCCAACGAUCCCGCUGCUUCGACUGCCGCUCCUGGAUCUCCUGCUGACCCCAACGCACCCCUGGAUCCCAAUGCUCCUCUGGACCCCAACGCACCAGAAGGAUCAACCGCUGCUCCUGGCGAGGUAAACCCCAACGAUCCCGCUGCUUCGACAGCCGCUCCUGGAACUCCAGCGGAUCCCAACGCUCCCGCUGGUUCGACAGCCGCUCCUGGAGCUCCUGCCGAUCCGAACGCACCCCUGGAUCCCAAUGCUCCUCUAGAUCCCAACGCUCCCGCUGGCUCGACAGCCGCUCCUGGAACUCCAGCAGAUCCCAACGCUCCCGCUGGUUCGACAGCCGCUCCUGGAGCUCCUGCCGAUCCCAACGCACCCCUGGAUCCCAAUGCUCCUCUAGAUCCCAACGCUCCCGCCGGUUCGACAGCCGCUCCUGGAACUCCAGCUGAUCCCAACGCUCCACUGGACCCUAAUGCUCCUCUGGACCCCAAUGCUCCUGUGGACCCUAACGCUCCCGCUGGUUCGACUGCCGCUCCUGGAGCUCCUGCCGAUCCCAACGCACCACUGGAUCCUAAUGCUCCUCUGGACCCCAAUGCUCCUCUGGAUCCCAACGCUCCCGCCGGUUCGACAGCCGCUCCUGGAACUCCAGCAGAUCCCAACGCUCCCGCUGGUUCGACAGCCGCUCCUGGAGCUCCUGCCGAUCCCAACGCACCCCUGGAUCCCAAUGCUCCUCUAGAUCCCAACGCUCCCGCCGGUUCGACAGCCGCUCCUGGAACUCCAGCUGAUCCCAACGCUCCUCUGGACCCUAAUGCUCCUCUGGACCCCAAUGCUCCUCUGGAUCCCAACGCUCCCGCCGGUUCGACAGCCGCUCCUGGAACUCCAGCAGAUCCCAACGCUCCCGCUGGUUCGACAGCCGCUCCUGGAGCUCCUGCCAAUCCCAACGCACCCCUGGAUCCCAAUGCUCCUCUAGAUCCCAACGCUCCCGCCGGUUCGACAGCCGCUCCUGGAACUCCAGCGGAUCCCAACACUCCCGCUGGUUCGACAGCCGCUCCUGGAGCUCCUGCCGAUCCCAACGCACCCCUGGAUCCCAAUUCUCCUCUAGAUCCCAACGCUCCCGCCGGUUCGACAGCCGCUCCUGGAACUCCAGCUGAUCCCAACGCUCCCGCUGGUUCGACAGCAGCUCCUGGAGCUCCUGCCGAUCCCAACGCUCCACUGGACCCUAAUGCUCCACUGGACCCUAAUGCUCCACUGGACCCUAAUGCUCCUCUGGACCCCAAUGCUCCUGUGGACCCUAACGCUCCCGCUGGUUCGACUGCCGCUCCUGGAGCUCCUGCCGAUCCCAACGCACCACUGGAUCCUAAUGCUCCUCUGGACCCCAAUGCUCCUCUGGAUCCCAACGCUCCCGCCAGUUCGACAGCCGCUCCUGGAACUCCAGCUGAUUCCAACGCUCCCGCUGGUUCAACUGCCGCUCCGGGUACUCCUGCCGAUCCCAACGCUCCCGCUGGUUCGACAGCUGCUCCUGGUACCCCUGCUGAUCCCAACGCUCCCGCUGGCUCGACUGCCGCUCCUGGCACUCCUGCUGAUCCCAACGCUCCCGCUGUUUCGACUGCUGCUCCUGGUACUCCUGCCGAUCCUAACGCUCCGGCUGUUUCGACUGCUGCUCCUGGUACCCCUGCCGAUCCCAACGCUCCCGCUGGUUCAACUGCCGCUCCUGGUACCCCUGCUGAUCCCAACGCUCCCGCUGGCUCGACUGCCGCUCCUGGCACUCCUGCUGAUCCCAACGCUCCCGCUGUUUCGACUGCUGCUCCUGGUACUCCUGCCGAUCCUAACGCUCCGGCUGUUUCGACUGCUGCUCCUGGUACCCCUGCUGAUCCCAACGCUCCCGCUGGCUCGACUGCCGCUCCUGGCACUCCUGCUGAUCCCAACGCUCCCGCUGUUUCGACUGCUGCUCCUGGUACUCCUGCCGAUCCUAACGCUCCGGCUGUUUCGACUGCUGCUCCUGGUACCCCUGCUGAUCCCAACGCUCCCGCUGGCUCGACUGCCGCUCCUGGCACUCCUGCUGAUCCCAACGCUCCCGCUGUUUCGACUGCUGCUCCUGGUACUCCUGCCGAUCCUAACGCUCCGGCUGUUUCGACUGCUGCUCCUGGUACCCCUGCUGAUCCCAACGCUCCCGCUGUCUCGACUGCCGCUCCUGGUACUCCUGCCGAUCCCAACGCUCCCCCUGUUUCAACUGCCGCUCCUGGUACCCCGGCUGCUCCUGGUACCCCGGCUGCUCCUGGUACCCCGGCUGCUCCUGGUGCUCCAGCAGUUCCCAACGCACCCGCUGUUUCGACUGCUGCUCCUGGUACUCCAGCUGAUCCUAACGCUCCGGCUGUUUCGACUGCCGAUUCUAUUCUGCCAGGCCAGACUCGACCAACUUUCCGCCCAAUUCCGCAGCUGCCGUUCUGGCCAUUGGGCCCACAUCGUCCAGGACAAACCGACAAGGCUGAAGGACCCAACAAUGGCAAUUCCCAGCCCACCUCUCCCAAUCGGCCACUUCCAUUCUGGCCGAACUGGCAGAACUGGGUAAACAGCUGGCGGACAACUCGUAAGCCAGUCACCGUUACUCAAGCCCCCGCUACCAGUCCGGAACCAGCGAGUCCCCAGCGACCAGAGAAGCCCAGCAACAAUAGCCCCGAAGCUGUCGAGAGCGUAGAGCAGGCUGCCCCUGCACCCCCAUCAGGUGGAGCUGCAUCCAGCGAGAACGCCUCUGUCGAAGAGAGCAACAAGGGAUCUGGCGAGAAACCAAAGGACAAGCCGAAGUCAGGCGAAGACCAGUCCAAGGAGCAGGAGCAGAAGAAGCCCAGCUCCGCUGAGAAGGACAGUUCCCGCGAAGAGAAGAAAGAACAGGAGAAGGAAAAGUCGAAAGAUUCCAAGGAGGAAAAGGAGGAAAAGGAAGAAAAGGACAGCGAGUCGAAGAAGUCCAAGGAUGAUGAGAAGAAUGACGAGGACAAGCUGAGCUCAAAGGAAAAGAAGAAGUACGUGAAGAACAUCAUCAAGAAACUGAAGAACGAGGAGGACUGCAACGAGGAGGACGUCUUCCCUGAUGUCCGUGACUGCAAGAAAUACUACCGCUGUGAGGUGAAGAGUUCCUCUGAGAAGCACAAGUUCGUGCACCUGCGCUGCGACAAAAAGAAGCGAUUCGACUGGCUGGAACAGAGCUGUGUGCCCAAGGACGAGGCUCGCUGCCUGGAGAAGUAAGGGAAUGUGAUCGACAUCUCCCUGGGCGGGGAAUCAAAUCUGUAUUAUCCACAUAAUAAUCUCAGCAUCAAUUGUAUUGGCAAUGAUAUUCUAUCUAUAAAUAGUCCUCUUUUCUAAUUUAUUGUACUAUAUAAAAAAUAAAUUUUCUUUCCAUCAAUAAA
Molecule: messenger RNA, 4952 nt
Organism: Drosophila pseudoobscura
Lineage: Eukaryota; Metazoa; Arthropoda; Insecta; Diptera; Drosophilidae
Gene: Muc11A
Product: Mucin 11A
Exons: 2
Coding region: 64-4791 (1575 amino acids)
Cellular component (GO): extracellular region
Molecular function (GO): chitin binding
Source: RefSeq, a predicted model, not a curated record